GGAGAAACGCAAGACCGACAUUCGCGAGAAAACCCUCAUGUGAUACACGACAAGCGUAAACGAAAAUUUAUCGAAUGAAUUCUGCCGUUUUCGGAUCAAAUAACUGAAAAUGGCCAACGAAAUAAACGACCUGAAAAGGAUUUUAUUACUUGUACUGAUCGCUAUUCCAGCGAUAGCGACCGUGAAUAUUAACUGCAAUGGCAAGGCCUUCCACUGUGUCAAUUCCACACAUUUCAUGAUAUGUGUUGAUUUGGGUGGCGGGCUAUCGACCACGAUUGAUGACUUCGUUAUUCCGUGUCCAGAGACAACAGUAUGUCAGGCCCAUAACAUUUUCGAAUGUGAGUUUCCCAAAAUAGAAGAAACUCUACCACCCCUCCAUGUUCUUGGUGUUGAAAAACAAAGUGAUAUUAGUGAAACGACAUUGGUGACUAACAGUGACGACGUAACUAAACCCGCGGCAACAAGUGAUAUUGUAAGUGUAUUUAACGAUACGGUACCAAAUACUACAGCAAGGCCAGAAGAAAAACUUGUGUUAAAUGCAAAUGUUCUAAGAAGCAAUAACAAAAACACAGGAGUCAAUAAAGAUAACACUACAAUACUUAAUUCUCACGUAACUUCAAAUAUAAUUGAUAGUGCAAAAGAAAUGAACGAUAAAAAAUCAAACAAUAGCAAUGUAAUGACAAUUUCCGCAACUGAUAAAAAUAAGAAUCAUGAAAUUGAUGUGAAAAAUGCAACAAAUACUUCCGCGAGCGAUAACUCGAAAUCCACUGAUAUCAAUACUUCUGCCGUAGAAUGUAUUAAUUCAAAGCCUAUCAUUGAUCUUCAUAGUGUAAAGAUAGAAGCGCCUACAGACGUAUCUACUUCUUCAAAUACUUUUAAUUAUACUAACAGCAAGGCCAAUAAAGUAAAUGAGCCAUUGCAAAUUGUACCUACUCACACUUCCAUUUUUACAAGUGAAGUGAAUUCAUUAUCAGCAAAUCCAUCGCGUGACAUUGUCGCUAAUAUGGAGGAUAAUAUCGGCGUUGUUGUUACCGAAGUUAGGCCCGCUUUUGUAGAUGACAUACUUAAUAAAAAAUCUGUAACUGCAUACCGUACCACAAAUAAUGUAACCAACACGGUCCAUGUGACGCCAAUUGAAUCUGACUAUUCGUCUUCGGAAUUUAAAAAUGUGGAUUCCAAAAUCCAAGCAACAACUGAAAAUACUUUUGCUUAUAUAAAGAAAGUUUAUUCAAACAUUACUGAAUCCGGAUAUGUAGCGAGUACUUUUCAAAAUAAACUAAACAAAAAUAUCACAUUGAUCGACAUGCCUAAUACUGUUCCAAAUAAACCCUUAAUACAGGAAGUUAAAAUCGUGAACUUGACUCUUAAUAAAUAUGAUUUUGUUCAGGACUCUGUAAUAUUACCACCGCGAAAUAUCAACAAUAGUACAAAUUCAAUUGAUAAUCAUUCUAUUUUUUUAAGAGUUAGAGAUCUACCGAAGAAUAUAACAACUUCGCCUACCGUUAAAUCUAAUUCUUUUAGUAGUUUCAUAGAUAAUAGUGACCCAUUAUUUUCUACUAAGCCAGAAACCAAACAAGUCGAAUCAUCUAGCAAUAAAAAUAAAUUAAUUGUUGAAGAAACUUACAAAGAUGAAAGAUAUAAUACUAGUAAUCAAAUUCCAGAAACUAUAACAGAGCAUUUGAUCCCUGUUAGCCUAGAUUUAAUUACGGAACCUGUAGCAGUAGGUGCAAACACUCAGACUAAUAAUACGGCAAUACCCUUAAUAGAUCAACUGAAUACUACUCUUAUUCCCAAUACUACGGUUACUACUCUGCCUAUUGAUUUUACAGCUAAAAUUGAUCAAAAUCUAAAUCAAAAUAACGAUAAGUUUGGUGUAAUAGAACAACCCGUCACACCAAAAGCGGUAUUCAGUGAUGUUAUAACGAUUUCGGCAGUUGAUACAUCUAGUAACACAAGUAAUAAAAUUAUUAGUGAAAAUUAUAUGGAUGAUGUUGAUCAAACAAAUAACAUUUUGGAAUCUGCAACGGCAGAUCAGAGUGCCAAGAGUACGACCGAAAAUACCUUUGUUCUUUUGGCAGAAGAAUUGGAUCAUACUAUUAUUCAAAAUGUUGCAAACGUUACACCUCGCAUUGAUGUAUUGACUGACGAAGAUACAAUUAAUUUACAUAUACAAGGAUACUCAAAUAUAGAAACAGAGGCUGUCACUAGUGAAAGACAUAUUCUCACAAAUAAGUCAGUUAGUAUUGUUCCUGUUGCAAUAAACAGUACACAAGUUAAACAAAAUUUUACGGUUCCUAAUAAUUCAACAAAGAAGGAAAAUUCUUUUGAUAAUAAUCUUACUUUAAAAUCUGCAUCGGUAAAUUUAAAUAAUUUACCAAAUAUAGGCAGUGGCAUUCUUACGGAUAAAAUUGAAGUUAAUCCUAAUAUUGUUCAAGACGCACUUAUCACAAAACCAUCUUUGAUUGAAACCAAUGCGCCUAAAAAUAAUUUUCAAGUUCCUACUAAGACAUUUGUUACACAGGAAGCAAUACAAGAAACGGUUAACAACGAUACAGAGAUACCAAUUGUGCCAGUAGAAAUUUCGACUAAUGGAGAAGUCGACACGUUUAAAGAAGUAAACAAUAACACCGAAAAGAAAUCUACAGGUAAAAGUGAUACCGUAAAUAUUUUUGGAUUAGGAACUAUUGUAGAGUAUUCAGAUCCUGUGAAAAUAGAUAUGAUUUCCAAGUCUAUCACUGUUCAGCCGGACUUAUUAACAACAACAGAAGAGAACUCACCUUCGGGAAUAAUCACAGCUACUUCGCUUCAAGAUCCUUUAAUUUUAAUUUCUCCUACUAAUGUUUCAACUGACGAGGUAGGCAAUAUAUUCACUCCAAUGGCUAAACCUGCGACCACUUAUAAUAAGAACGUAGAUAGUGUGUCAAAUAUAAUGACUAUUGAAGGCGUUUCUUAUACAGAUUCUAGCCAGGGUCAUAUCGCUAACCCGGGACCAUCGUUAAAUGAGAAAGUGAAUAGUCUUCCGGAAAAAUCAACAUUAACCAAUAAUAUUGCAACUAUAGCAAGUACACAGCCUUUUGCUGAUGUGACUACUUCUAUGAAUAAUGAUAACGCUGUCUCAACGACGCCUCAAGUUCCUGUGCCGUUGACAAUGCAUAAUAACGUAGUCGACAACGAUAAGGGCAAAUCAUCAGUAAAACCCAGUAAUUCAAUAGUGGCAACCAAGAAAAUUGCAAUUACAGCAAGUAAAGUGCCUUCCGCUGAUGUUGCUAUUGAUAAGACUUAUGAUAACGUUGUACCAAUGGCGGACGAGAUCCCAAAACCAUCGACACUGGGUAGUAAUGUAGUCGACAUCCACAAGAACAAAUCAUCGGUACAAAUAGUUUUAGUACCAGAAAAUACUAAUGAGCAUUUGACUUCAAUUGAAAAAUCGCCUACAAAUGUAUUGAUUAUUGUAGGUGUAUCUAGUUCAGAACCUAGUACAAAAGAUCUAAACACUAAACUAGGAACAUUGUAUAUUGAGAAAGAGAAUAGUUUUCCGGAAAAAUCAACAGUUCCAACAGUGGCAACCGAGAAAAUUGCAAUUACAGCAAGUACAGUGCCUUCCUCUGAUGUUGUUGUUGAUAAGACUUUUGAAAACGUACCAAAGACGGACCAGAUCCCUAAACUAUCGACACUGGAUAAUAAUGUAGUCGACAUCCACAAGAACAAAUCAUCAGUAGAAAUAUUUGUAGUACCAGAAAAUACUAAUGAGCAUUUGACUUCUACUGAAAUAUCGCCUACCAAUGUAUUGACUACUAUAGCUGUGUCUAAUACAGAUUCUAGUACUAAACUGGGAACAUCGUACGAUGAGAGAGUUAACAGUAUUACAGAAAAAUCAAUAUUUGUAAUCGACAAUAUCGGAAUUACAGAGCCUACUGCUGAUGUUGCAAUCACUACGGCUAAUAAUAACGUUGUCCCAAAGAUCAAUCAGGUGCCUAUUCUAUGGGAAGAUCAUGGUAGCAAAGUAGAUAACAAUAUAGACAAACCAUCAGUACCGAUAUAUUUAGUACCAGAAAAUAGAACUGAGCGUUUGACUUCAACUCAAGUAUCGCCUACGGAUAUAUUGACUACUGUAGAUUUUUCUAAUACUGAUUCUACUGCAACAGAUCAAAUGACUAAACUGGGAACAUCGUAUAAAGAGGAAACGACCAACAUUCCGCAAAAAUCAAUAUUGGUAACCGAGAAUAUCGGAAUUACAGUGAGUACAGAGCCUUCCGUUGAUGCUGCAAUUGCUAUGCCUAAAGAUAAUGUUGUCCAAAUGAUGGAUCAGGCCCCUAAAUUAUCGACAGUGGAUAAUAAGAUGGACAAGUCAUUGGUACAAAUCGAAUUAGUACCGAAAAGCAUUACGGACCCUUUAGAUUCUAGUCAAAUAUCGCAUACAAGUAUUUUAACUACUGCAGGCGUAGCUCAUACAGAUUCUCUUCAAGAUGAAUUUAGAAACCUGGAAACAUCGUACAAUGAGAAAGUGAUAAGUAUUCCGGGAAAAAUUACAUUAGUAACCGAGAAUAUCGGAGUUACAACAAGUACAGAGUCAUUUCCUAAUAUUGCAAUCGCUGUAACUAAUGAUAAAGAUGUCCCAACAAUGGAGCAGGCUCCUUUACUAUUGACAAAUUAUAGUAACAUAGUCAAUCACGACACAUUGGUAUUAAUAGGAAACACAUCGAUAAAGACACUUGCUUCGAUUGAUGGAGUAAACACUUCUACAGUGAUUAAUAGACAUAUAAAAACAAACAAAACUGAUAAUGCCUUUCAAAAUGGUUUCACAGAUAUCAAUGUAGCAGUAAACAAUAUACAAAAUAACUCAGUAGCACAAAAUAAUAAUCCUUCUUUAAUUUCUACUAUAAAAUUAACUGAGCUGUCCCAAAGUACAUCUCAUUCAAAUAGAGUAAAAGGAAGUCCUGACAAAGUUGCCACCACGAUAGCCCUAGAGGCUAAACCAUCUAAUAUUAAGACAAUUGAUAAUACUACAAAAAAUAUAGUGACCGCCAUGAAUAAUCUGAAAUCUAAAAUUUCUGAAAAUACGCACACUACAACGAAUGAUCAAAUUAACUCUUCUGGGUGUAAUCUAAGCACAUACCCAAAAAAUAAUAACAAUAUACAACAUCAAUUCACAGGACAAACUUUGGCGGAAAAAAAUAUUAUUAAAGAGUCUAGCGAUCAAAUAAAAGAAUCUGAAAAUAAUAAAGAUCGUAUUAGUCCUUCUGUUACUGAUGUUAUUCAAGAAUUUGAAACCGUAAAAAUUAAUUUAAAUUCAUCGUUUGGCACUUCUGUUCCUCUAAGCAUAGUGGAUGAAAAUUCAUCGAAUUCUCAAACCCAAAAAAUAAGUGAAUCACUAUCUGAUGUUAACAAUCUACAUUUUCUUCUUAAUAACAAACCGGUUUCAGUAAUUAAACAGAUUUCCGAUAAAAAAGCAACAAUAGUUUACAAUCCGCAAAGCGUGUCAAUAACCGCGAUUCCUGCAAAUAUUCCUGAUAAUACGGACAAAGUUAGUCUACCAAAUAUGAAAGAUUUGACAAAUUAUACAAACCUUGCCACACCAGUAGAGGCGCAUAAUAGUGUAAUUAAUAGUAAAGACAUAAGUAGUUCAGAUGGUCAGAAUAUUAAUGUUGAAACCCAUAAAACAGAUUUAAUGCAAGAUACCAAAAAUAGUUUGAAGCUAAAACAGUUAAAGAUAUAUUCCAAUAUACCAGGAACAGUUGUAAAUGCCAAUUAUAAUAAUUAUUUCAUUGGUAACUCUUCUUCUGUUAACAAUCAUACUACGGUUACACAAAAUAUUUCAAAUGACGUGCUGCAUAAAGUUGCUGGUAAUACUGUUGGACCUAUCUCAACGGAAAUGAUUAAAAUUCAGGCUCCUGAGAUCAUAAUAGUUGAAAAAAUAUCACAAUCUAAUAGCAGUUCUUCCGUUUUUAAUAAUUUGGAAGCAACUACUACUGAUAAAACGUUCAAUGAGUCGAUGAUAACGAAAAUCCCGGCUUCAACAACUACUGCCAAACAUAAUAUUCACAGUGCUAUUGAUUUACAAGAAAAUAACGCAGUUGUUCGUAAACCUCUACAAAUUACAGAUACGAGUUUAGUUAUUGGAUUGGUGCCAUCUACAAGUUAUAAUACAAUUUCUAGUCAGUCGGAUCACAAUAUUGAAAAUGCAGGUUUGGUUAGUCAUAAACUUAGAGUGACACAAGACACAAACAUUGCAGUAAAAAAUCCAAUAGGUGAUAUAAAGGCGACUGAAGUAAAAUACAAAAAUAUUUCGAGUGGUUCCAAUAGCAGUGUUAGUAUUUUAGACAAUACUAGAACACCGCUUCCUCGUGAAAUAUCUACAACAAUUGUUCAAGAUUUAACAUCAAUUAACAGCGGAAUAAAAAACGGAAAUGUAACGGCAGUGCCGAGUGGUAGUGUGCUAGAAACUAAUUCAAUACAUACUACAAAACAUGAUUAUAUAGAUAGUGAAAAGAAAGUUGCUAGUAACAAUAAAAGUACUCUAUCUUUGAAACAGUUACAUAAUUUAGAUAGUGAUAACCUCAAGAGCAUUUCCAAUGCUGAUACGUGGACUUCAAAUGGUCAAGAAGUAAAUAGUCAAAUACCAGUGCAAUCUAAUAGUGCCAAUGUUGCAAAUAUUGCAAUAUUUACUUCUACUGAUAAUAAAAGUAAUUUAAAAAGCCACCAGAUUGAAAAUAUUUUUUCUAACAUUUCUGUUCAUCCACAAACAACAAUUACAAAAAGCAUAUCGUCUAAUUACAAUUUAGGAAUAACUAAUAGUCCAAAUGUCAUAAAUAAAAAAAAUAGCACGAACGUAGUGAAAGUAACAAAUUCUUCGUCGACCACUAUCCCACAAAUAGUCAAUAUACAAAAAGAAUCUACACCAGAUUACACGAUAAAUACUAAAUUCCAAAAUCUGGAUACAUCGAAACUAUUAAAUGAGCUUAACAAAGUAACUGUAACAGAAGAAAGCCCCAUCGAGGAAAAACUUACUGAACACUUACUACAAAAUAAGAUGGCUACGAUCAAUUCAGAUCAAAAACUUUAUUCAGUUGAACAAAACAGUGACCAAAGAAUUCAGACUGUAAAUCCUACUGUAUCAAAAGUUAAUCCCAAUAAAGAUGAAAUAAUCGAGAUAGUGUCAACUAAAAAUACAGUUAAUUCACUAAACACAAUACCAAAUGCGACAUUGCAACUGUCACGUUCAUAUCCUACAUUAUCAAAUAGUUAUAAAGAUACAAUGCAGUCACAAAAUAGGAGUGGUUCUAUUACAACAAAUGAUUAUGAUGUCAAGAAAACAUUAAUUACGGACUACAUUAAAAGCAUUUCUAAAACGUUAGGUGUUGUACCCACGGAGAAAACGAAACUACCACAGAUGUUAUCCACAUCAGGAUUGAAUAAUGAAAGAAUUCAGAUUGUAUAUCCUACUGUAUCAACAGUUAAUCCCAAUAAAGAUGAAAUAAUCGAGAUAGUGUCAACUAAAAAUACCCUUAAUUCACUAAACACAAUACCAAAUGCGACAUUGCAACUGUCAAGUUCCUAUCCUACAUUAUCAAAUAGUUAUAAAGAUUCAACGCAGACACAAAACAGGAGUGUUUCUGUUACAACAACAGAUUAUGAUGUCAAGAAAACAUUAAUUACGGACUACAUUAAAACUAUUUCUAAAACGUUAGGUGUUGUACCGACGGAGAGAACGAAACUCAGUACACCAAAGAUAUUAUCCACAUCAGGAUUGGAUAAUGAAAAUAAUAGAGACGUUUCAUUUACUACAACUCUACUCAGCAAUAGUUUUGAUCGUGUGUAUCCAAAUGUCAAUUAUGAAAUUAGACCACAAGGGAUAGUUAAAAUUAGUUCAGUACAUAAUAUGCCAACAAUUGUACGCGAUAGCAUAAAGUCGUCGUUUCCAACCCAGGCUGCUUUUUCAUCUACUGGCAUUACCCCUAUACAAAAAAUUGUUAUUACGUCAAAUACCGGUUUGUCCCAAUCUCCACUUUUAGUUAAGUUAAUAAAAAGUAUAUAUUCACCACAAGACGAAGUAUCAAAUGUUUAUAAAAAUCCGUUGGUCGUAUCCGACACAAAUAUUGAAUCCAUUAUAAAAACACCUAAAUCAGACUCUUUGGUAGAAACUAUAAUAUUUUCUAAAGAAAAAGUAAAAGAACCGUAUGUUGUAUCUAAAAUUAUCAAAGAUUUUCAAAGAUCUUAUGAUAACAGUAAUGUAACUUUGAUGCAAAAGGUUGCUGAUAAUGAAAAACAUGCAAUAGGAUCUAAUCCUAAUGCUACGGAACAGGUAACAAAUUCAAGUUCUAUAAAAAUAUUUAAUAUUCACAGGGGAGAUACAGUAAAAUAUUCAGAGAAUGAUGGUAAAGGCUCUAUAGAUAAAGCUGAGAUCGUUAACAUAGAAAAGAAUGAAACUACCGAAAACAAGGGAAUAUUAAUGGCAAAAGACACUACUGUGAGGUCGGAUGUAGAUUUUAAAAACAAAUACUUCCCUUACGCUGCAGUAAUGUCGCAAGCUAAUAUAGACAAUAAUCCCAUAGAUUAUAAAUAUAAAUUAAGGCUAGGAAUUGUUACAAACUAUUCUACAGGCGCUAAUGAGUCUGUAGCUUCUAAAGGAAAUUCGGAAACAGAAGCAAAUGUGUAUGUAAAUGAAAAUACGCAUAAUAGUAGUUACGUAAAUAUAACACCAGAUUUCGAAAAGGCCCGUGUACGACCUAAUUUGGAAAAUAAAACUGAUGACAUCGGCGUUAGCAUUGUAAAACGUAAUAGCACAAUCAAUGACAACUUGGUGGAUCUUACAUCAACGAAUCAUACGGUUACGGCAUAUGUACAAAGUUGUUUGAACAAAGUUGGAAAACAAGGCAAUAAAACAAGUGACGAACCAAGAUUAGACGAAAGUAGUAUGCACAAAGCAAAUACUGCACAUGUACAAAUAAAUGCAUCUAGCAAAGUCAUAAGUACAAGUACAGAGUCUCCUCCAGUUUUUAACUGUAUAGCACGCGGUAGGUACGCUGAUAAGAAAGACUGUAGGAAAUUCUAUACUUGUAUUGGUAAUCUCCAACCUAUAAUGGGAACAUGUCCAAAUAAUACGGUAUUCAGUGAAAUUAACAAACAAUGUACGAGAAACUUAUCGCAUUGCGUUAGAAACAAUCAAUUUAGAUGUUUGUUAGAAGGGCGGUUUAGUGACUUCUUUAAAGAUAACGUAUAUUAUAUUUGUGUUAAAAAUGAUACAAAUCAUUUUACGAGGUACAAAUUACGAUGUCAGGAUGGUUAUCAUUUAGAUAAAGAAUCGGUUAGAUGUGAAAGAGACGAAAUGACAUCAACACAAUCUGCGUCAUCCGUUAGUGAAAUUAGUAAUGAUGAAACUACUACACCUAAAACUAAGUCAGAGAAAAUAAAAAAUAGCAGUGGUAGCGAUGAUUUUGAAUGUGAAAAGGUAGGAAACUUUCCAUACGCUAAGGAUUGUCGAAAAUAUUACGUAUGCACUAAAGUUAAGGAUGUUUAUAGGCGCAAAAUAAAAAAAUGUUCCAAAGAUGAAGUGUAUGAUAAAAAGAAGAAAAAGUGCGUUGAUUCUGACAGUAGGGAAUGUUAG
Spodoptera exigua (beet armyworm) is the source of this 9604-nucleotide messenger RNA. NCBI's taxonomy places the organism in Eukaryota, Metazoa, Arthropoda, Insecta, Lepidoptera, Noctuidae. The record is from the annotation of a GenBank genome assembly.